AUGGAGGGAGAGACGUGCUCGCUCGUUUACAAGCUCGAGCAAAAGUACCUGGAUGAUGACGACGCCUACAUGGAUCAAGAUCUUGUGCUCACAAAUUUUACGGGAAGUUCACCAUGUAAAAUGGCGAGUAAACGUGCCCUCGAACUGGUCGUAUUGAAUAAUGCCAAUAUUUCACAUUUGGGUGAUGUUACACAGGUAUCGACGCUCAUGCAGCAUGUUGCCGAAGCUGAUCUUGCCUGGAAUCGUAUUCGAUGGGAUUGUGUGGUGGCUUUGCUCAAACAUCUACCACGGUUACGUACGCUAAAUCUCAGUUAUAACCCAUUGGAUGGUGAGAUUGCCGUCGAUCUGCCACCUGCUCCGCUAUUACACACAUUGAUUUUGAAUGGAACAAAUCUAUCACUGAAUUCAUUGUGGUUAAUUCUAAAAAACACGCCUUUACUACAGGAACUACAUUUAUCAGACAAUAAACUCGAUCUUUCGUCUGACUGUGACAUGUCACCGAUGAAUGAGACCGUGAAGACAAUCCACUUAAACAGGUGUCGCAUUGAUGAUUGGAAUUCAAUUGUCCGUCUGAUGCAUCGAUUUACCAGCCGUAAGACGUUAUUUCUAUGUGAAAACCCUAUAAAGAAGGUGGCACAUCAAACCUCGAACGAUGGACUGACGACACUCGAAUCAUUGAAUCUCGCCAAGACAGAAAUCUCCGAUUGGGAAAGCAUUGACAAUUUGGAUCGGUUGCCAUCAUUGACGGAUUUACGAGUUCUUGCUAUUCCUUUACUGGAAUCGUUAACCGAAGAGGAACGAACCCAUCUGGUCAUUGCCCGAGUUCGUAAUCUUCGUGUACUAAAUGGUUCGAUCAUUACACCCGAGCAACGGGAGCAAUCCGAACGUUACUUCAUACGCUAUUAUCAGGAUCGAGACGAUAAACCGCAUCAUUACAAGCGUCUCAUCGAAAAGCAUGGUCAUGUGGAGCGACUGGCAAAAGUAGAUCUCACGCCAAAAUCGACGGCUCAUGUACAGGUGCUUUGUGAGGAAACCAACUAUCAAGCCAAGCUUCGUAUCAACCUCAACAAGAGUGUCGGACAACUGAUGAAGUAA
This is a messenger RNA of Haemonchus placei, 1095 nucleotides long. The record is from the annotation of a GenBank genome assembly. NCBI's taxonomy places the organism in Eukaryota, Metazoa, Nematoda, Chromadorea, Rhabditida, Trichostrongylidae.